AAUCGUGAAGAGCAGAAUUCGUCUGAGCAACUUCGCCUUUUUGCGAGAAAUCAUCCAAACGUAGUGAAAUCUAUGAUGAAGCAGACAUCAUUGAAGGAAAAUCAAAUGAUUUUACCUAAGUCCUACAACAUCAUUGGCGAAUUUUCCUCACCAUCUCGGGCUAAAACAAGCCUAACACCAAAUGAAAAGCUGGAUUUGUGUUGCCGCAAACGUCGUGUUAAUCCCGGAUGUCAAGCGAUGUGCAAUUUUGAAGCGUUGAAUGAUAGGACGGUUAUUCAAACAUAUCGUGUGAAGAUCAAAGUGGUACGGCUUUACUGGAUCAUUAAUGAGAUUCUGAUUGGGGAUGAAUUCUAUGUUUAA
This is a messenger RNA of Strongylus vulgaris, 360 nucleotides long. The record is from the annotation of a GenBank genome assembly. NCBI's taxonomy places the organism in Eukaryota, Metazoa, Nematoda, Chromadorea, Rhabditida, Strongylidae.